AUGUCCGUUUUCCUUAACGAAGAAGAUAUUCCCGGGUCAUCUUUAGCUGGAAGAAAUCCAGCACAGCUGAAAAAUGAAGAAUUACGGUUUUGGCUUAAAUGUAGAAACGAUCCAGCAAAAGGACUUCGCACAAAAGCUCAACUCGUAAAGCGGUAUGAAACCACCAUCAUCAUUUUCGAUUGUUGAAUUGUCGCUUUUUCACUCUAAAUUAAAGCUUAUCUUUUUAUAUUAUAUGUUUCUUACAUUUUUAGAGUUGAAGAAUACAUUAAUCAGGGUAAGGAUGGUUUUCUUGUCGACCCAGACCCGGAUUUAAUUUACACGAAACGAAAACUCGCAAAGCAAAAUGAAUCGGCUGCAACAAACACCGCCACAAACACUACCACAAGCUCUGUUAUCACGUUUUCGACUGCUAAUAAUUUUAGUUUUCCUCAGCAUGGCUGGGGAAUUAAUUUAGAAAAAAUGCCACUUUUUACGAAAGCUGAGAUGGAUCGUUUCAUCUCUAACAGCGGAAAGCGCUUGGGCAGCACUAAUCAUUCCGUCCCGACAAGCUGGAGAAAGGGAAAGACAUUUUUGGAAGACGAAUACCUUAAAAACAUUGAAUGUACCAGUGACGAUAAACAUUUCUAUUUUCGCUGCAAGUGUCACCAUUCCUUCAGAAAAAACGAUGCCCCACAUAACAUUCAGCUGGCAUUGUGUAUUAUAAAAGGUGAAGUUGUUCAGUCAACAUGUUCUUGCGUGGCGGGGAAAACAGGUUAUUGUAACCAUGCUUUAGCCCUGAUGCUUAAAAUGUGCAAAUAUUCUCUGUACGAAAGCAAAAGCACGCUCGACUUGCAUGAUGACGCGGACCAAAAUAGUAAAGAAGCUUGCACUUCAAAACUACAAACAUGGCACCGAAAAGGGAGGGGAGAUACUAUUGUGCCCCAACCAGUUAUGGAUCUGGUUGUGAAAAAAACAAAGCUGGCGAACAAUAAUGAAAUCCAAAAAGAGGGAUUAAAGUGUCUUCUCUAUGAAGCGAGAACAAAUGACAGAGUACAGGAAGCAGAAGAAAAAAAAUUCAAAGAUACAUUAAGAAGUAUCAAUCCAAAAAUGGGGCUAGCGAACGUAGCAGCCAAUCACAAUGUGUUAACCGAAACUAAAUUUGGUAAUAGCCCAGUUGGUUCCUAUGCAAGUUAUCAUUUACGGAAUCAAAUUUUGAUGUCUCUAUUAACAUAG
Molecule: messenger RNA, 1212 nt
Organism: Porites lobata
Lineage: Eukaryota; Metazoa; Cnidaria; Anthozoa; Scleractinia; Poritidae
Source: the annotation of a GenBank genome assembly